Talpa occidentalis (Iberian mole) is the source of this 829-nucleotide messenger RNA. RefSeq names its product chymotrypsinogen 2-like. The transcript is spliced from 7 exons. The coding region runs from base 1 to 792 and encodes 263 amino acids. Gene Ontology annotation, molecular function: serine-type endopeptidase activity. Gene Ontology annotation, biological process: proteolysis. The record is from RefSeq and is a predicted model, not a curated record. Lineage: Eukaryota; Metazoa; Chordata; Mammalia; Eulipotyphla; Talpidae.
AUGGCCUACCUCUGGGUUUUCUCCUGCUUCGCCGUCAUCGGGGCCUCCUUUGGCUGUGGGGUCCCAGCCAUUCGUCCAGCUGUGUAUGGCAUACAGAGGAUCGUAAAUGGAAAGGAUGCUCGUCCUGGCUCCUGGCCCUGGCAGGUGUCUUUGCAGGACCACAGGGGCCUCCACUUCUGUGGGGGCUCCCUGAUCAACGAGAACUGGGUGAUCACUGCUGCUCACUGUGGUGUCAGCACAUCCCACCUGGUAGUGGCUGGAGUGUUUGACAAGAGCUCAGCUAUGGAGAAUGUCCAGGUCCUGAGGAUUGCUCAGGUUUUCAGUCACCCCUGGUUCAACAGACGCAGCAUGAACAACGAUAUCGCCCUGCUGAAGCUGGCCACGCCCGCCCGCUUCUCUGAGAUCGUGUCCCCUGUGUGCCUGCCCAGUGCUCAGGAUACCUUCCCUGUGGGGUCCCUGUGUGUCACCACAGGCUGGGGCAUUACCUAUCCCAACAUGUACCAGGGCCCUAACAAGCUGCAGCAGGCCACCCUGCCCCUCCUGUCCACUGCCCAGUGCAGGUACUACUGGGGCAGCAUGGUCACCAACCUCAUGGUCUGUGCCGGGGCCAGUGGCAUCUCCUCCUGCAAGGGCGACUCUGGCGGGCCCCUGGUCUGCCAGAAGAAUGGAGCCUGGAACCUGGUGGGAGUCGUGUCCUUUGGCAGCAGCACCUGCUCCACCUACAUGCCUGGCAGUUACAGCCGCGUCACCAAGCACAUGCCCUGGAUUCAGGAGAUCCUGGCUAAAAACUAAGUCCUGUUUCCUCCCAUCCCAACCUCUAGUGUCCCCA